Molecule: messenger RNA, 1302 nt
Organism: Balearica regulorum gibbericeps (East African grey crowned-crane)
Lineage: Eukaryota; Metazoa; Chordata; Aves; Gruiformes; Gruidae
Source: RefSeq, a predicted model, not a curated record
AUGGAGGACUUGGGAAUGGAUGGAUCGGAAAGUGCCAGGAAGACAGGGAUCAGAGAAAGUGCAACAUUGACCAGAGAUGUACUUGAGCAACAUUUUAAUGAUUUGAAAGGGACUCUAAAGAAGCUGUUGGAUGAGCGACUGAUAUCACUGCUGCAGGAAGUGGAUGCUAUAGAACAAGAAAGCAUCAAACCCUUGGAUGAAUGCCAGAAGCUAAUAGAGCAUGGAGUCAGUACGGCUGAAGAUCUGCUCCGGGAAGGAGAGAGUGCAGUCCAUGGAGAUGUGGGACAACAGAAUGAGAAACUUUGCAGCUUUACAAAAAAAGCUUUACAUAUUCAGCUAGAUAGCUUACCAGAAGUGCCCUCCUUGGUUGACGUGCCUUGUUUGUCUGCCCAGUUGGAUGACUGCCUUCUUACUAUAUUGAAAAAUCAAAUAUUCAGACACGGAACUGUGGCAUCGCGCCCACCUGUACAGCUAGAGGAAUUUGUUGAGAAGCCUGGGGGUAUUUUAGUCCGAUGGUGUAAGGUGGAUGAUGACUUCAUACCACAAGAUUACAGGCUGCAAUAUCGUAAGAGUACUGCCAGUCAGUUUGAAGAUGUGUAUGUUGGCUCGGAGACAGAGUUCAUAGUGCUGCAUAUUGAUCCUAAUGUUGAUUACCAGUUCAGAGUCUGUGCCCGAGGAGAUGGACGGCAAGAGUGGAGUCCGUGGAGUGUUCCUCAGAUCGGCCGUACCACGCUAGUUCCCCACGAAUGGACAACUGGUUUGGAGGGUUACAGCUUGAGCAGUCGAAGAAACAUAGCACUUCGAAAUGAUUCUCAGUCGUGCGGUGUGCUCUACUCGAAAGCUCCUACGUAUUUCUGUGGGCAAACAUUAACAUUCAGAAUUGAAACCGUGGGACAGCCAGACAGACGAGACAGCCUAGGAGUGUGUGUGGAGCAGCAGAACGGCUACGACUCUUUGCAGCGGGAUAAAGCUGUGUGCAUUAGCACAAAUGGAGCAGUAUUUGUAAAUGGAAAAGAAAUGACAAACCAGCUGCCUGCUGUUACUUCUGGAUCGACUGUGACGUUCGACAUGGAAGUUGUGCAGUUAGGGCCUUCCAGCAACGAGGGAGGAAACUUCAAGCUUAGAGUAACCAUUAGCUCUAACAACAGGGAAGUGGUCUUUGACUGGGUACUUGAUCAGUGCUGUGUCUCUCUGUAUUUUGGAUGUUCGUUUUCAUAUCCAGGCUGGAAAGUUUUGGUGUUUUAGCAGUGAGUGAAUGGAUUUUUGUUCUUGCUAUAAAGUGUAAUGUUAAAACCUGAGUUU